AUGGACACAGAAACGAGAAGCAUAAACCAAGAUGCGCAUGAUGCAAUCAAGACAGAUCUUGAAGACCAUUUUGGUCUGAGAAGACUCGCGCAAAUGAUUGAAUACCGAACGAAACAACCUAAUGUCUAG
Plenodomus lingam JN3 is the source of this 129-nucleotide messenger RNA. The record is from RefSeq and is a predicted model, not a curated record. NCBI's taxonomy places the organism in Eukaryota, Fungi, Ascomycota, Dothideomycetes, Pleosporales, Leptosphaeriaceae.